AUGGGCGAUGAGGGGAAACUACCAGAAGCUCAGACGUCUCCAAAAGAUGGCAAGGAAGACGUCAAGAUUCUAGGCCGUACAAUAACAGAAUGGAGCGAAUCACCGGCUCCAGACAGAGCAAUGAUAGCUGACCAUAUCUACUGGACAUGGUAUGGAAAGAAUUAUCCAAAGGCGGCACCUCCAAAGCUGGACAAGCCACUGAAGGAUUUCACCGAAAAGGAAUUCAAGGCCCCUUCCAAACGGUGGUGGAUUGAGAGUCCGCCGGUACUGCAGGCAGAUGAGCAGGGUUAUCUCUGCGAAAACUGCCGGCAUAUCGAUUUCGAAUAUCUCGUUGAUACCACAAUUGAUGGAAGGCUUGUCAUGUGUAGCAUGAGGACGUUGCCUAUAGAAACAAACAUUAAGGGUACACGUCAAUUCCUACUCUCCGUGGAACCUACUCCGAGAGUAGAUGGCAUGAAGACAAUUUACAGUCUGGCUUUACAGGACGAGAGCGUAGUGAACGAGAUAAGUGGCCAUCGGUCUAUCAACUUGCCUCAGAUCAAAUACAGCUUAGUCAAAAAAUGGUACAACGAUUGCAAUGAUGGUCUUUGCGGACCGAAUCUUGAUCAAUCCCACGGAAGACAAUUGCCUGAAAGAUUUCGAUUGAUUAAUGUCGAGUCUGAUUGUAUCGUCUCCUCUAUUCAACAGCCUCGAUAUGUCGCUCUGAGCUAUGUCUGGGGAGUAGCUAGUGCCUUGCGGAAUGAGAAAGACACUCAAAAAGACCUAGAGGAAAAGGGUUCUCUCUCUGCAAGGGCGACAGACGUCCCGAAUGCCAUCAAGGAUGCAAUAUCUCUGACAAAACUACUUGGAGAACAUUAUCUAUGGGUAGAUAGUCUCUGCGUAAUCCAAGAUGACCCGGAAGAUCAAGCACAACAAAUUGCUGCCAUGGAUCUGAUCUACAGCUCUGCUGUAUUGACCAUUGCGGCUGCCUCAGGAGACACAGCUGACGCGUAUUUGGCGGGCAUGCCAUCGAAUCCACGGACAUUCUGUCAGCACAUUGAGAAGAUCCAAGAUAUCUAUCUAGCUAAUCGUCCCGCCGAUUUUUCACAGGCAAUCAAUAAAUCCGUAUGGAACUCCAGAGCCUGGACGCUUCAAGAAAGGUUACUGUCCCCCAGAGUACUCUACAUCGGCAAACAAAGCCAACCGCUCUUCCCAAGCUGGAGUUGGGCAGGAUGGCAGGGUCCCGUGGAAUGCAACACCCACGAAAAUCUCUCGCGAAUAGAGUGGAUUGAGAAUGACCGCCAGCGAUAUUCUAGCAAAGAGUUCCGCUAUCCGAAGGCCGUCAAUCAAGAUGCUACCAGGCGCGAACAAUAUCGCGCGCAGUGGAAAGGCAACCUAGAAGACGGCGUGCCAUAUUACUGGGAACGGGACAAUCCACGUCUCUGGUUCCUCCAUCCCACAGCACCCGAAGAACAGAGAACACUAGGACCGAACCUGAAAAGGGGGACUAAUUAUCUAGUAUUCGAGGCCGAGACAACAGAGUUCAAUCCAAGUACCGUCAGCGAUGACCACUACUGGCCCAUGAGUCUACAAAGUUACAGAUGCACCAAAGACAAGCAUAUCAUGUGCCCGUUAGGUAUGGCAGCCUCGCCUGGCAAGGUCGGAGGCUACGUCCUGGUCCCGGGCGAGAUAGCGACAACAAUGAAGCGCGAUCUCAAAGAAUCCCUAUACGCACUCGUCAUGAUAUCGCGAUGCAAACUCGAUACCCAGGAGUCCAGGGGAGAAGGAAAUCCAGAUCUUUUGAUAGAUUCAGAAGCGACGACGAUGGAGGAACAAUCUUUUCCUGACAGGCCGCACAUCGAUCAGAGUGGUGGUCACUUCGACCAACAGCGUUAUGAUGGCGAGAAACCUUGGUGUAUGUAUAAUAUCAUGCUGGUGGAGUGGAUCGAUGGUGUUGCGUAUCGUCUGGGUGUGGGCAAGAUGCAUAUUGAUGCCUGGGCGCAGGCUGAGGCGACGAGGAAGAUCAUUACCUUGGGGUGA
Messenger RNA from Bacidia gigantensis, 2019 nucleotides. RefSeq lists its product as uncharacterized. The record is from RefSeq and is a predicted model, not a curated record. Lineage: Eukaryota; Fungi; Ascomycota; Lecanoromycetes; Lecanorales; Ramalinaceae. Bases 1 to 2019 code for a protein of 672 amino acids. The transcript has 3 exons.